Messenger RNA from Anopheles stephensi (Asian malaria mosquito), 6024 nucleotides. Its product is annotated as probable phosphorylase b kinase regulatory subunit alpha. The transcript is spliced from 10 exons. Bases 664 to 4398 code for a protein of 1244 amino acids. NCBI's taxonomy places the organism in Eukaryota, Metazoa, Arthropoda, Insecta, Diptera, Culicidae. Gene Ontology annotation, biological process: glycogen metabolic process. Gene Ontology annotation, cellular component: phosphorylase kinase complex. Gene Ontology annotation, molecular function: calmodulin binding. The record is from RefSeq and is a predicted model, not a curated record.
CGAGAGCAACAAAAAAAACACACACAACACAACAACACGUACAAUAACAAUGCGAAAGUGAAACAUCUUUUUCCAGCACGCGAUAGAGAAUCUCAUGCAACCGGGGGCAACAUUUUCCAUCCUUUCCACGGUACAGCCAACGCUUAAUCAUCCGGACGCCAGAAACACAUUAGCGCACGCUCGUCUCACCCCUGGCCUCCCGGUCUGGCGAUUGCACCAUCGAUAGUGUGGUUUUGAUUGAAUUGACAUUCAAGUGACAUUCUCGGACCAGUGCGAACGUCGGCGCCGUACAGAUUCGUCUCGUCCACACACGGAACUCGACGGGUACGGGUGAAAAUUUCACUCGCUCGCUCGGGUUCAGCUAGCAGUAAUUAGCCAGUUGCUUCGCGUGGAACUUUUUCGGCACCGGAGAGCGGUACGGCACGGCGGCCCCACGUCAAGCUCGCCAAUCAACCAGCACCAACUCAAUUGCACUACACCACACAAUCAACAGUCGUGUUCGGUACCUAGGAGGAGAGUGGGUGACGUCGACGACCGACUUCGGAGUGUCGGACAGAUCGGACCGAGCUUUUCCAAGUGUUACGGAACAAGGAUUCCGUGCGAAAAUCCAAUCCGAGUAACCGAGCUUGUGACAGCGAUAGUGCAUAGGUGCUUAGUGGCAAGAUGCGUAGCCGUAGCAAUUCGGGGGUUCGCCUCGACUACUACCAGCGGAUCGUGCAUCGGCUCAUCAUGCGCCACCAGCAACCAGUGACCGGACUGUUUCCGGCCAGCCCCCAAACCCAGCAUGCGUGGAUACGCGACAACGUGUACUGCAUACUGGCCGUGUGGGGACUGUCGAUGGCGUACAAGAAGAUAGCGGACCAGGACGAGGAUCGCGCGAAAGCGUACGAGCUCGAGCAGUGCUGUGUGAAGCUGAUGCGCGGCCUGCUGAUGGCCAUGAUGAACCAGAAGGAUAAGGUGGAACGGUUCAAAACGUCCCAGAAUCCGCUCGAUUCGCUGCACGCAAAGUACUCGAGCCGGAACGGACAGAUCGUGGUCGGUGAUAGCGAGUGGGGCCAUCUGCAGAUCGAUGCCAUCUCGCUGUAUCUGCUCAUCCUGGCGCAGAUGACCGCGUCCGGGUUGCAGAUAGUGUUUUCCCUCGACGAGGUCGCGUUCAUCCAGAAUCUGGUGUUUUACAUCGAAUCGGCGUACUGCAUCCCGGACUACGGUAUAUGGGAGCGCGGUGACAAAUCGAACCACGGCCAGCCGGAGCUGAAUGCGAGCUCGAUCGGCAUGGCGAAGGCGGCGCUGGAAGCGAUGAACGAGCUCGAUCUGUUCGGGGCGCGCGGUGGUUCCGGUUCCGUCAUACACGUGCUGGCGGACGAAGCGCACAAGUGUCAGGCGGUGCUGCAGUCGAUGCUGCCCCGCGAAUCGAACAGCAAGGAGCUGGAUGCGGGCCUGCUGUCCGUCGUCGGGUUUCCGGCGUUCGCGUGCGACGAUCCGCAGCUCAUCGAAACGACGCAGGAAGCGAUCAUUACGCGGCUGCAGGGCCGGUACGGCUGCAAGCGGUUUCUGCGCGACGGCUACAAAACGCCCAAGGAGGACAACACGCGCCUGUACUACGAGCGGUGGGAGUUGCGGAUGUUCGAGAAGAUUGAGUGCGAGUGGCCCCUGUUCUUCUGCUACCUGAUACUGAACAAAGCGUUCCAGAACGAUAAGCAGGCGGUCGCGGAGUACUCGCAGAAGCUGGAGGAGAUUCUCGUCAAGACGGAGGAAGGCAUGAAGCUGAUACCGGAGCUGUACGCGGUACCGGAGGAGGCGGUCGCCGCGGAAUAUCAAAUCCCGGGCAGCCAGCAGCGUGUCGUCGUUGGACGGUGCCCCUUCCUGUGGGGUCAAUCGCUGUACAUACUGGGCAAGCUACUGCAGGAGGGGUUUCUUGCCGUUGGUGAGCUGGAUCCGUUGAAUCGGCGGCUCGGUGCACAGAAGAAACCGGACGUGGUGGUGCAGGUCGUUAUACUGGCCGAGGAUAACGAUAUACGGGACAAGCUGGCCGAGCACGGCAUACAGGUGCAGACGAUCGCGGAUGUCGCCCCGAUCGAGGUGCAGCCGGCCCGUGUACUUAGCCACCUGUACACGUACCUGGGGCGCAACAAAAAGCUCGGCCUGUCCGGUCGUAAGUCGCGUGACGUCGGCAUACUCAGCACCAGCAAGCUGUACUCGCUGAAGGAUCGCAUCUUUGCGUUUACGCCACAGUUCUCCGACGUGAACCGAUUCUAUAUCGCUUCCGACAACGAGCUCAUGAUCGAUCUGCUAAAGGGUGAGAUUAACUUCCUGAAGUCAGCAUGGCAGAAUCUGCUCGGCCGUCCGUUACUUACGCUGGUGCUGAAAACUGUACAUCUAGACAACAACAAAGUCCCGCUGGCCAUGAUCCAGACGAUGAAGAAGCUAAAGUCGGGCUACAUCAGUGGUACCCGGGUAAUACUCGGCAAUUUGGGCGACUUCAUCAACACGUCUGCCAUUACGGACCUUAGCUUUCUCGGCAGCCAGGAGGAUGGUUAUCCUGACAAGCUAAAUCCUGCCGUGCAGGCAUACCUCGAUGAGCAUCUGCUGCGUUCGUUCAGCCACCGGGCCUCAACUACCUCGAUCCGUUCGUCCGGACUGCGGCCGAAGAAUUUGCGUCGCCGCAUGUCCGUGAAGGGUGCAAUCAAGAAGACGCGUUCGAUCAACGUAGACUCUGAAACGCUCGGCAUGGAAGGUAAUGUGACGGAGCGUCGCCUGUCGCACGUAACGCCGCAAUGGUUGGAACCGAACCAAACGACCGUCGGUGCGGCGGCCACCACUGGCGCCAGCGGUACCGCUGCCCCGUCCGGUGGUUCCCCAACGUCGCGCGAUCCAUCGCCCAACACCCAGGCGCAGCCACGCUACGGUGAGCGCGUAUCGCUCGACGACGACAACAAGAAGCUGCACAUACAAACGUCAGCAACGGCGGCCAUGCCAAAGAUACACAUUCAGCCGCUACCGCGACAUCGCCCGACUACGGAGACGAACUUUGAGAAUACCGAGGUGGAGGAGCUGAUCGCAAUGCUCCGGGAGACGGAGAAUCUCGAGGAGCAGGGUGACAUACUGCAGCAUCUGGUCGACACGCAGGGACUCGAUUUUAACACCGAGUUAACUGCUGGCGUUAAUGAAGAUUCACCUUCCCAAGGCAUGCUGGAGGAGGGCAGGGUGGUGACGGUGCGCGGUCUGCUGAAGGGUCUGUACGAGAAAGCCUGCCAGCAGAAGAUGUGGGGCCUGGUCCGUCACACGGCCGGCAUGCUCGGCAAACGGGUCGAGGAUCUGGCGAAGGCCGUCACCGAUCUGCUCGUGCGCCAGAAACAGGUUACGGUCGGUAUGCCACCGAACAGUGAGCACACGAUAACGGCCCCCCUGCCCGAGAUGGAGCUACGGUCGGUGAUACACGAAGCGUACGGCGAUGACGAAAGUACCGCCAUGCUGUCCCAGGAGCUGCUCGUCUAUCUCGCAAUGUUUAUCCGUACCGAGCCGCAGCUGUUCCACGAAAUGUUGCGGCUGCGCGUCGGCCUCAUCAUCCAGGUGAUGGCGAAGGAGCUGUCCCGCACGCUGAACUGCGACGGUGAGCAAGCGUCCGAGCAUCUGCUCAAUCUGUCACCGUUCGAGAUGAAGAACUUGCUGCACCACAUCCUGAGCGGCAAGGAGUUUGCGAUCAACAGUGUCGCGCGCGGUAACAUCUCGAUCGUGAGCUGCAAAUCGAGCCGGGUCAGUAAGAAGAGUCAGAUCGGUAUCGGUGAGCCGGAAAAUGCGGAAGGUUCGCUGAUCGACGAUCGGCAGGGUCAGUGGUUACGGCGCCGCCGGCUCGACGGUGCGCUGAACCGGGUGCCGCGCGAUUUUUAUCCACGCGUCUGGACCGUGCUCGAGCGGUGCAGCGGGCUAGCGAUCGAGGGGCGCGUGCUGCCCCAAAGCCUGACGCAGGAGAUGACACCGAACGAGCUGAAGUUUGCGCUCGAGGUGGAAACGGCACUCAACACGAUCCCGCAGCCCGAGUACCGGCAGCUGGUGGUGGAAGCGCUGAUGGUGCUGACGCUCGUCACCGAGCACAACAUCCUCUCGUCGAUCGGCACGAUCAUCUACGUCGAGCAUCUGGUGCACCGGGCGAACCAGCUGUUUCUCGAGGAUCAGCGCAAAAGCCACGGCGACGCGAUGCUGUGCUGCGCGAAGAACAAGGACAUCCGUGAAACGACCACGGCCGGGUUGCUGCUGUGCGGUGGUGCCGCCUACAUCUGUCAGCAUCUGUACGACAGUGCGCCGAGCGGCAGCUACGGCACGAUGACGUACAUGGCCCGGGCAGUCGCGUCCGUGCUCGAGCUGCCGAAGCACGGCGACAUGGACUGCACCAUCUCCUAAACAAAAAAAGGCUCUCCUGCGCGAGUGCUUACGAUACGAUUUUGUUAGAUGUGCCGGCCCCCAAACACAGGGCCACCAUAUAUUUAGCUCGCGUUAGCCAGUUUGCACGCAACUGUAGCAAUGUUUUACUUAAUCACAUCGAAACAGAGAGAGAGAGAGAGAGAGAGAUGGAGCUGUUGACAGGAUCGUAUCGGAAAUCAUCGGUUAUCAUCGGCGCUGUUGAACACUGCUUCUCCUUCUUACCUUACUCCCCCUCUGUUCUGCUCUCUUUAUCUGUGUGUGCGUUUUCUUUUUCUUUGCUCACUCCUGCAAGAGCUUAGCUGUUGUUGUUUAUGCUAGGGUUAGGAACCUGUUUAUAGCUCAAACGAGCAACAAAGUGGUACUGUUGACAUCCUGCUGUUGGUUAUAUUGCUGCACGAUGUUUUCCGAUGACGACGCUUUAGAUUUAGAAUGUAUGCAAUAAGCAAUAGACGCCUCUUCCUCGCUCUCACGCAUCUCUAUAUCUCGGUUUCUUUCUCUCUUCGGUAUAUCAAGCCAAAAAAGGUGCACUUGGUGAGUAUUCAAAUCCGGAAGAUUUGAUCAACGGUUCCGGGCCGGGGAUCCUCGCGGAUACUAUCCCAACAUGUCCCCAAAACUAUCUCUUCCAUUAAUGGGACAAUGGAGUUGAUGAGAUGUCAGUCACAAGGCAUCACAUCUCAGAGACCCAGAUUCUCUUCUUCUAGAUCUCAGCACUUCCGCGGAUAUUCCGCCAUUUUUGGACUUCCUGGGGUAGUUGCAUGCUAUCUCUCAUCUCAUCUCUUCAACAAAUGGUCGAUCAGGUGUAUGGGGUUAAUGAGAUGCCAGUCACAAGGCAUCACAUCUCAGAGACUCAGAUUUUCUUCUUCUUGACACCUCAGCACUUCCGCGGAUAUUCCGCCAUUUUUGGACUUCCUGGGGUAGUUGCAUGCUAUCUCUCAUCUCAUCUCUUCAACAAAUGGUCGAUCAGGUGUAUGGGGUUAAUGAGAUGCCAGUCACAAGGCAUCACAUCUCAGAGACUCAGAUUUUCUUCUUCUUGACACCUCAGCACUUCCGCGGAUAUUCCGCCAUUUUUGGACUUCCUUGACUUACAUUACUCAUAUCUAGAUAGUCAGUCCAGAGUACCCUAAGAGACGAUCCAGUCGGGAAUUGAUUAUUGUUUCUUCGUGCUAGGGCCUCUGGUGGUUCCCAUUUCCCAUCAUGCACCCUCAACAAAAUUUGUUAUGAAAAGAUUUCUUAAUCUCAUUUUAUUCAACUCACUGUUUUUGGAAGAAUGAUCAGAAAAGUUGACUAUGCGGCAUCAGACGUGUUCAAGAUGGAAAAGAAAGGCACGUGAGCGUACAGAGGUGAAGGUUAGCAAACGCACAGUCACGGGGAAAGUUUUCUUUACCAUACGUUUGCUUGCUAUUCCCUUUACAGUGGGGUGCAUGUGUGACCAUGAAGGUUGUUCACGCCACUACUGCAAGGAACAUUUUUCUUUUGCUGUUCUGCCAGCUAAAGAUCAAAGCGAUAGAGAAGUGAGAGCGAAAGAGUAGGAUAAAUAAAAAAAAACACGAAGCAAACACUCUAGCAACAUCCAAAAAUAAUAAAUGCAAAACCUUCAACGCUUCA